AUGGCAGGAACUACCAGACCUAUCGUACGCAUCGCGGUCAUCGGCGCCGGCUCUGCUGGCUUGGCCCAAAUCAAGCAGAUUCUGGACGCCUUCAGUCGCCCCGGAGUAGAAGAGCAGCUUGAGCGAGUUGCUUUCGAGACACGAGACGAUGUGGGAGGCCUAUGGAACUACGAUGAUGCUCCAAAGCCCUUUGCUAGCGUGAUCAUUGGUGAUACACUCCACACCUAUCCUCAGAAGGAUGACGAUCCGACGCCGCUGUACGAGGGGCUUCAACUCAUGGCAUAUCGCGAUCACACCUUUCCAGACGGGACCAACCCCAUCCCCACGUCGGCGCAGAUCACCGACUAUCUCCACACCUACGCUACUCGCUUUGGGCUCCGGCCAUACAUCCGCUUCCGCACUCGCGUCGAGCGGCUACGGCGAGGUUCGUCUCGGCGGUGGAGGACAGAUUCCCGAGGUCCAGCUGGAGCUGUAUCCGAGGAGUACGACUAUGUGUCCAUUAGCAACGGUCACUACUCGGACCCCUGGGUCCCCUCCAUGUCCGGCAUUUCCUCCUUCCCUGGCCGUCUGAUCCACUCCCGCGAGUUUCGGCGCGCGAGCGAUUUUGCCGGUCAAACGGUACUCGUAGUCGGGUCCUUUUCGUCCGGAUCCGACAUGUCCCGUCUUCUCGGCUCGCUAAACAUCCGCGGUAUCCCCACCAAGGUCUACCAGUCAUCCACUGGUAUUGGCAACUCUUCCACCGCAGACGAUCCCAACGAGCCCUGGCGUCCUUAUAUCAACAAAGUCCCCCUUAUCGAUCGCUUCGAGGCGGACGGAGCCAAAGGCCGUAUCCACUUCAAGUCCAUCCCCUUCAUCCACGAGCCUAUCGACGACGUCGAUGUGGUCAUCUUUGCUACCGGCUACUACAAUCCGCUUCCCUUCUGCAAGAAGGAGGAUGAGCCCUGGCGGUCCACCCGCCUGCUGGAGGAGGAGAUCACGAUCAAGGAUGGCGGGGAUGAGAGGGACUUGGGCGGUAUGAGAGGCUUGCAUGUCGAAGGACUGGACGAGAUGCUGCUGUUCCUGGCGGAUGAUAGGAGUCUGGCGUUUCCUGGUCUUCCCUAUCAAAUCGUUCCCUUCCCGUUCGCCGAAGUCCAGUCCCGCCUCGUUGCCCUCAUCUGGGCCGGUCUCGUCGAUAUGCCUCCUGGCCACACCCCGCCCGUCAACGCCGCGAACCGCUUCGUAUCUCUAGCCUCGGGCCAAUCGGUCGAUGCGGACGGACCGAUUCGAUAUAGCGUCAAAUCCCGCAAAGUGUUCAUCUUUCCGAACCCCUAUGAAUGGGACUACACGGAGGACAUCUUUGCUCUGCUAAGGGAGGUGGAUAAAGGUGAAGAGGUACCGCAAUACUAG
Messenger RNA from Dioszegia hungarica, 1386 nucleotides. RefSeq lists its product as uncharacterized. The coding region runs from base 1 to 1386 and encodes 461 amino acids. Lineage: Eukaryota; Fungi; Basidiomycota; Tremellomycetes; Tremellales; Bulleribasidiaceae. The record is from RefSeq and is a predicted model, not a curated record. The transcript is spliced from 5 exons. Gene Ontology annotation, molecular function: flavin adenine dinucleotide binding; NADP binding; N,N-dimethylaniline monooxygenase activity.